Messenger RNA from Dracunculus medinensis (Guinea worm), 768 nucleotides. NCBI's taxonomy places the organism in Eukaryota, Metazoa, Nematoda, Chromadorea, Rhabditida, Dracunculidae. The record is from the annotation of a GenBank genome assembly.
AUGGUUGAAAGGAGUCGACGCGUCGAGAAAGGCAGGCAAAUAAUGUGGUCGACCACUUUAUCGCGGCCGGUUGGUCACAUCAAUUUCGGGUUUCGAUGCAGGAUUCGUUCCGUCUGUGCAUCACGCCGGUCUAUCCUUUCAUCACCUCUUCAGCUCGUCCCAUCACAUUCCAUCCAGUCCAUUUUACGGAUUGUUACCGAUGAUGUUUAUAUAAAUGAAGCAAAUAUUUACGUUGUUUAUCGUUGUGAAUUGCGAAUAAAGCAUUUGUUUAACGGUAUAUUUGUUUCUAAACAAAAAAUAAUGAAUGCUUAUGUGACGACGAUGGUACCAGUAGAAAUAACUUCAAGCAGUAGCAAAAUAAAGUCAUCGUCACCAGCAAAGCGAUGUUUAUUUGCUCGACCAGAUCCAUUAAAGCUUGAUAAAUGGCUUACCGAAAAACUCGAUGAGAUCGGUAUAAAUAAACAACUUCGUUGGUCAUUAAAUUUUCAGUUUGAUGAAUGUAUGCCAUGCGGUUCUGGUGAAUCCGAUUAUAUUGUUACCGCUGUACCAGCUGAAUCGGUGCCAAUGUUUUAUCGUCCAUAUUAUCAUUCGGCUGAUAGUGGAUUUUCAUCAGAUACGGAAAAUCUUGCACCACAUUCGGAUGAUUCCGAUUGUUCGAUAAGUAAUGAACAUCAAAUAAAUGCCAUAAAACCCACAAUACGUACAAAUCCUAAAAAGCAAAUGAAAAUCACUGGUACAUCAUCAUUAACUUUACUGAUAAGAUUAUAA